GGGGUGUCCGCUCGUUAUUGAAUCAAAUCAUAAGCUGGGUACUGACAUCCAGUAGUCUCGUUGUAGUUCAACGCCCUCUCAGCUCUGAGCUGAUAAGUAAUGCUGGCAAUGAGAUACUUAGCCGAACAUGAACUCCGAAAAUUCAGGCUUGGACAUAAAAGCUCGGCAUACGGCUUCAGACUCUUGCAAUAUAAUCAUCAUACACUCUCAAUCUUCCAGAGCAUAACAUCCUCAUCGAAUACUUCUCAAUCCAGAAAGGAUCCACAACUGUUACCACAAUCUUGCCACAAUUUAACCAAUCAUGGGUUGGAAGCAAUGGGCUCUCCUCCGCUUCUGUAACAAAUCCUUCGACGACACCUUGAGACUCAAGUUCCCAAACACUUCAGAGCAUUGGGGCUGGCCUUUCGAGGACACAAAAGACAUAAGCACCCGCAAUCGGAUCGAGUACGGUACCAUCGAGGGUAAAGCUAUUGGUCCCCACGAGGAAUUUUCCUAUGGCCAAACAGGAAAACAGAACGAAUGGGCAGGGAUGGAGGGGACUGUCGAUGUGUAUGUCAGGACUUCCACUGGAGAUUGUGGACAAAAAGUGGCCAAAAUUUUCUACUCUUGUCCUUGGGCUGGUUCAAAUCAAUUCAGGAUAACCGAUGUACCAGCGGACUGGCAUGCGCAGCAGUGGGGCGCUGAUUACAAUGGUGAUGCUUUGGGAUCCAUCUGUAUCGAGUUUAAGAGAAUCUAAAGACCCGGAAGUUGACGCUUUUCAGCAUGCCAUAUGUGGUAUUUCGCUGGCGAGAUAGGUUGGAUCUUACUGUCAGCGCUAUAUCAUUACUUGUUUUGAGCGAUGGUUUCUGUCUUAGAGAAUCUACUUCGAUGAUCGAUCAAUCAAAAGAUACGUGCGCUUCUGAUAUUCUCGCAUCAGAUUGAACUGUUUCUUGGACUGUGAUAUCUCUAUAUUGCUCUCGAGUAACGCAGAAUAAGACUCC
This is a messenger RNA of Aureobasidium subglaciale EXF-2481, 980 nucleotides long. RefSeq lists its product as uncharacterized. Gene Ontology annotation, biological process: symbiont-mediated hemolysis of host erythrocyte. The coding region runs from base 302 to 736 and encodes 144 amino acids. The transcript has a single exon. The record is from RefSeq and is a predicted model, not a curated record. NCBI's taxonomy places the organism in Eukaryota, Fungi, Ascomycota, Dothideomycetes, Dothideales, Saccotheciaceae.